AAUGAAUCAAGAACUAAAAGUACCUUACAACCUCUCCUGCAAAAUGCUGAUUGGUCAAGUACACUCUCUGUGUGGAAUCAAGAUGAGGGCAUUAACAGCAAUCAAACUGAUAUAUACGCAUUCAAAAACAGAAUCUUCUUCAUCAAAGCAUUUCAUAAUAUGCUACCCACUCUGCAAUAUCUCAAAAUUCGCAAAUCUCACGUAUACAAAAAUAAUAUAUGUUAUCUAUACAAGUCAGUAGUAGAAGAUCAAAUUCAUCUUUGGACUUGUCCCACAACUA
This is a messenger RNA of Ambispora leptoticha, 280 nucleotides long. The record is from the annotation of a GenBank genome assembly. NCBI's taxonomy places the organism in Eukaryota, Fungi, Glomeromycota, Glomeromycetes, Archaeosporales, Ambisporaceae.